Sphaerulina musiva SO2202 is the source of this 633-nucleotide messenger RNA. RefSeq lists its product as uncharacterized. NCBI's taxonomy places the organism in Eukaryota, Fungi, Ascomycota, Dothideomycetes, Mycosphaerellales, Mycosphaerellaceae. The record is from RefSeq and is a predicted model, not a curated record. Bases 1 to 633 code for a protein of 210 amino acids. The transcript has 2 exons.
AUGCAAGGUCCAACAGUAAUACCCACACCACCCAAACCUCCCUGCCUCUAUCGCGUGACCGACAGCACCUCACACACACUCCCCAACCACCUCUCGGGAGACUUCGACACAGGCACACAAACCGGAGCCACAUGGGAAGACAUCAUAAGUCCCCUAACCCUCGAUCGACAACUCGACGGGCCGGAUUUCCAUUUCCACAACGUCAGCGAAGACGAUGACAACAACGACUACGAAAGCCAUCUUGCGAAAAUUUUCAAUUCUCCACUCUUCGUCUCGACGACGACUUCUGCAGCGUGGGCUACUUCAGAACAUCGUAGAAGGCUGUUGAAGAAGAGAAGAAGAGAUGUUCGAACGUAUAAGAUUGAUUUGCAUCGGUUUGAGUGGGAAUAUGUGGAACUUGGUAAAGGGAUCAAGUUUCCAAUUUUGAGAAGUCCUGGGUGGGAAUGUGCUGUGUUUUCGACGGAUUGUGCGACACAGGGGUUGAAUUGGUGGAAUCAUAAGCGUGACAGUUUGGAGUGGUUUGCUGUUGUGUGCAUACCGAGCAAGUUUAUCCAUCUGGUCGAGGUCAAUGGUGUGCUGCUGUCUAGUGGAAGUAGUAGUGACACAGGGAAUAACGUGAGCUGGGCAGGGUAA